This is a messenger RNA of Lodderomyces pseudojiufengensis, 2766 nucleotides long. RefSeq names its product 1-phosphatidylinositol-4-phosphate 5-kinase (gene MSS4). Gene Ontology annotation, biological process: phosphatidylinositol metabolic process. NCBI's taxonomy places the organism in Eukaryota, Fungi, Ascomycota, Pichiomycetes, Serinales, Debaryomycetaceae. The record is from RefSeq and is a predicted model, not a curated record. The coding region runs from base 1 to 2766 and encodes 921 amino acids. The transcript has a single exon. Gene Ontology annotation, molecular function: phosphatidylinositol kinase activity.
AUGAUACAACUAUCUAAUAAUCAACCAUUAACUACUUCAACAACAAAUAUAAUAAAAAAUAAUCAUGAUUUAAAACAUAUAUCAUCACCAAAAUUAAGUGCUAAAACUUCAACUACGGAAUUCCCUGAUUCAUCUCCAUCAUCAAUAUCUACUACUUCAAUUUCAAGUAAAGAAGAUCAACUUUUAUUGAAUGGUAAACAACAACAACCACCAGUACCAUCAUCUCCACAACAACAUAACCAAUCAAAUCCAAAUUCAAAUUUCAUAGAGGAUGAAAAAAUCAAACAGAAUCGAUCUUCAAUAAAAUCAACACAAUCAAUAAAAGACGGCAAUAUGAUCAAUAAUUAUCCUUAUCAAAAUUAUGAACUAGGGAAUAAUCAUAACAACACAGAUGAUUCAAUUUCAAUAAUACAAAAUAAUUCAGCUCAAUCAACUAUAAAUUAUUCUCAUUCAAUAACAACAAAUGAAACUUUAAAAUUACCAUUACCACAAUUAACAUCAAAAAAUUUAAAACAACAAGAUGAAAAUAAUUUAAAUUUUAAUUUAAAUUCUUCUUCAUUAACUUCUUCAAAAUCAAAUAAUAAUGAUCAUUAUUCAAUAAAUGGUUCAACAAAUAAUUUAAAUCUAAGGACUCAUCAAACUCUUAGUCCUCAUUUACCAAUAAAUAAUGAAUCAAAUGAUAACACCCAUAAUAACAACAAUAAUUCGCCAUCAACUCCUACCUCUUUUAAAGGAUCAAGAUCAGAAGUAUCUGAUUUAUCUCAUGAUACAAUACCUUCAUCAAUAGAAAAUUUAGAUGAUGAUAAUGAUUUAGAUUCAAUCAAUCAACCAACUAUAAUAAAUUCAAGAAUUAUUGAAACUCCUUCUGGUGAACAUUCUCAAUUUCAAUUUCAAUUACAUUUUAAUAAUUCAAAUAAUACCGGUAGUAAUGGCAAUAUUAAUUCUAAAGCUCCAAGAGUCUCAUUAGAUAGUAAUAUUGGGCCAUUAGAAAUUGAUUCAUAUUUUAAAAAUACUUUAACCAAUAAUAAGAAUAAAACUGAUAAUGAUGAAGCAACUAUUAAAGAAUCACCAUUAGAAAUGAACAAAACAAAUCAAAAUUCCCAACAAAGUAAGGAAUCAUUACAACCUAUAGAAUCAUCACAAUUAAAAACAUCGAUACUGAAAAAUGAAAUUCCAAAAAAAAGUCAUAUUGUAACAAAUGCAUCAAAUAAUCCAUCAUUAGAAAAACCAAUUUCAAAUCGUCGUCAUACUUCACCAUCUACCAAUAUUUUACUUAAAAGAUCUUCAACAACUUCUGAAAACAACAACAUUGACAAAAAAUCAACUAAAUUUUCAAUUGAUACAUCAACAAAUUUAUCAAGAAAAUCAUUAAAUAUAGAAAGAAGACCAACUCAAAGUAAAACUUUCCCCAUUUCAUCAAUAAGAUCAUCAUCACACUAUGAUUUACCAAGAACAUCAGGAUCUGAUUUUAAAAGAAUGAGAGAUUCAAUAGUUCAUAGAAAAAAUCAUACCACCAGCAAAAAACAAAAUUUAUUAGAUGAUGAUAAAGUAAUAGUUGGAAAUAAAAUAAGUGAAGGACAUGAAAAUUUUGUAAUGGCAUAUAAUAUGUUAACAGGUAUAAGAGUAGCAGUUAGUAGAUGUUCAGGAGUAAUGAGACGAUUAAAUGAUGAAAAUUUUAAAAAUUAUCAAAAAUUAAGUUUUAAUGUUGAAGGAAAUGAAUUAACUCCAAGUUCAAAAUAUGAUUUUAAAUUUAAAGAUUAUUGUCCUGAAGUAUUUAGAGAAUUAAGAGCAUGUUUUGGUAUUGAUCCUGCUGAUUAUUUAAUUUCUAUAACUGGAAAAUAUAUAUUAUCAGAAUUAGGUUCACCAGGAAAAUCAGGAUCAUUUUUUUAUUAUUCAAGAGAUUAUAGAUUUAUUAUAAAAACUAUACAUCAUUCUGAACAUAAACAAUUAUUAAAAAUGUUAAAACCUUAUUAUGAACAUGUUAAACAAAAUCCAAAUACUUUGUUAUCACAAUUUUAUGGAUUACAUAGAGUUAAAAUGUCAAUGUUUGGUAGAAAAUCAAAAAAAGUUCAUUUUGUUGUAAUGAAUAAUUUAUUCCCACCACAUAAAGGAAUUCAUAUAAAAUAUGAUUUAAAAGGUUCAACAUGGGGUAGAUUUACCACUGUGAAACCCGAAGAUUUGAAAAAACAUGAAUUAUCACAAUAUACAUUAAAAGAUCAAAAUUGGUUAAUCAACAAGGAAAAAAUUAAAUUUGGACCUGAAAAAAGAUCAAUUUUUUUAAAUCAAUUAGAAAAAGAUGUUUCUUUAUUAAAAAAAGUAAAUGUAAUGGAUUAUUCUUUAUUAUUAGGUAUUCAUGAUGUUAAAAAGGGUAAAAAUGAUCAAGAUAAUAUAGGAAAUAAAUUAUCAGUAUUUGAACCAAAAUCAACAAAAAAAUCAGCAAUAAUAAAUACAAAUCCAAGAGAUAUAAAUAGAUUAGAAGAUUUACCAAAUGAUGUAUUUCCUGGUAGAUCAAAAUAUAUAUUUUAUGGACAUGAUGGUGGUAUAAGAGCAACUAAUAUAGAAAAUUUACCAAUGGGAGAAAUUUAUUAUUUAGGUAUAAUUGAUUGUUUAACAAAUUAUAAUUUUAAAAAAUGGUUAGAAACUUUUUUUAGAUCUUUUGCUCAUCCAAAAUCUCAAAUUUCUGCUAUACCUUCAAAAGAUUAUGGUGAUAGAUUUUAUAAUUUUAUUAAAAAUGGUAUUACUAAUGAUAAACAAAAACAAAAUUGA